Asparagus officinalis (garden asparagus) is the source of this 612-nucleotide messenger RNA. Its product is annotated as probable phospholipase A2 homolog 1. The record is from RefSeq and is a predicted model, not a curated record. Gene Ontology annotation, biological process: phospholipid metabolic process; pollen tube growth; pollen germination. Gene Ontology annotation, molecular function: calcium ion binding; A2-type glycerophospholipase activity. The transcript has 3 exons. Lineage: Eukaryota; Viridiplantae; Streptophyta; Magnoliopsida; Asparagales; Asparagaceae. The annotation marks the transcript as partial.
UUUGAUGACGUUGAUCUCCUUCUGUGUCGCAAGGUUUCAUGCAGCAAAACUUGCGUAGCUGUGAACUGCGACACUAUCGGGAUCCGAUACGGGAAGUAUUGUGGAGUUGGGUGGUCGGGCUGUCCAGGAGAGAAGCCCUGUGAUGAUCUUGAUGAUUGUUGCAGGCUUCAUGAUGAUUGUGUCGAGAAAAAAGGGUUAAUGAGUGUGAAAUGCCAUGAGAAGUUCAAGAAUUGCAUCAGGAAAGUAAAGAAAUCAGGGAAGACUGGAUUCUCAAAGGAGUGUCCUUAUGAGACCGCGAUGUCUACUAUGAUCCAAGGAAUGGAUAUGGCCAUUUUAUUCAGCCAGCUUGGUGCAUCGAAAGCGGAACUAUAGCUAGCUUAUAGCUUUUUUAUAUCAGUAUAGACCGAUAUCUUCACGUCUGACAUUCUUCAAUGAUUGAUUCUGCCAGAGAAUUAGAGAUCUGUCGUUGUGAGACUACAGGUUGAUUUUUGUUGGUGAUUUGUACAAGUAAAUAUUCACUUGAAGAUGAUUGAGUUAGAGAUUUUGAUUUUUAUGGCAUAUUAUUGACACAGAAAAUUUAGCAUUUUGGAGACCUUUGGGGUUUGUACUUUA